Messenger RNA from Protopolystoma xenopodis, 738 nucleotides. NCBI's taxonomy places the organism in Eukaryota, Metazoa, Platyhelminthes, Monogenea, Polystomatidea, Polystomatidae. The record is from the annotation of a GenBank genome assembly.
AUGCCGAGAUCUUCUGCGCUCUGUGAAGAUAGUAUGGGAGGCCUGGACGAUUUGGAGGAUGAUGAAGACGACCUGGAAGAUGGGGAUGCCGAGGACACUACUGAUGUUCAGGCGGAUGAUGAUGAUAGUAUAAGCCGAAGCUCUUUGAGCAGUAAAAUUCGACGUGCUGGAGAUGAGCUUUCCCGAAAGUCAAGUAAGUCUUCAGUUGCACGAUCUUCUAUCUCUACUGGAGCAGGCGGAACCGGUAGUCUGGUUGGGUGUGUCAGAGCUGGCUCAGGAUCCGUAGCACGCGGUCUUGUUGGACGAACUCCGGCCGAUUCUGGUUGCAGUCUCGCUUCUAUUCCUAACCAAACCUCGAUCAGCACUUGCCCCUUAUCUACAGGUAACUCUAGCAGGCGACCGCCUCGUUCGGCUAGUCGUCGAGUGCUGAUGGUAGAAACUAGUGAAGAGGAGGACGACGAAGAGGAGGGGGAUGAAGAUGACGAUGAUAGCAGGAUGCAGCCCCGUGUGCAUGUAACAGUUAGGGUACGACCGGUUCCCGCCAGACAGGGCGAAAAUGAAGGAGAGGAUGAGGAGGAUGAAGAGGAUGAGGCCGGUGAUGAGGAAGACGAAGAGAUGGCGGAAGAAGCGGCAGAUAUCAACGGGACCCGUGCUCUUGGAAUGGAGGAAGAUGAGGACGAGGAUGAUGUCGAAGACGUAGAAAGUGUUUCUACGAGACGGGUGGCUCCGGAAGUUUGA